Aureobasidium namibiae CBS 147.97 is the source of this 3510-nucleotide messenger RNA. RefSeq lists its product as uncharacterized. The transcript has a single exon. Bases 1 to 3510 code for a protein of 1169 amino acids. The record is from RefSeq and is a predicted model, not a curated record. Lineage: Eukaryota; Fungi; Ascomycota; Dothideomycetes; Dothideales; Saccotheciaceae.
AUGGUCGCUACACGAGCUAUGGUCGCCCAAAAGGCUCCAAAUGCGACCGAUGACAAGGAAAACGACACACAGUUGGCUCUACGCAAGAAGCCUGUCCGUCGAGCUACCGCAAAGUCCACCACCACAUCAGCCAAGUCAACGACCAUGACUAAACCCACGAAGGCAUCAGCUGCCGCCACAUCUGCAAAAUUAACAGCCUCCACAUCAUCAAAAGCAUCAGCAUCAGCACCACCCGCUCGUCCAAAACGUCAGACACGUGCCGCAGCUGCUGCUCCACCACCAGAGCCUGCUCCCGCCAGGAAUCCUACCACUCGCCGAAAACCUGCCCUUCCUGAAGUCGCCAGGGGAAAAGCCUUGAGAUCGCGAAAGGUUGAGCCCGAGCCCGAGCCAGAACCAGAAACCGAGGUUGAAGAGCCCGGAAACGUCGACCAAGUCGCGUCACCACCCCCCACAACAGCGAGAGCUACGAGAUCAAGAAAGGCUGAACACACGCCUGAGCCAGAGCCAGAGCCAGAGCUUGAUCAAGAGGCAGAACCGGAAACUGAGUCUGAGUCGGCAGUUGAACUUGAGACGAACCAAGAAUUCAGCGAGGAAGAAGAGGUCGAAGAUGUGCCAAAGGUUGAACAAUCAAAGACGCCGAAGCCUCGCAAGCCAGAACACAGGCAAGAGUCUGAACUCGAUACCCAAGAGGAGGACGAGGACGACGAGAACGAGGAAAAUAACUCUUCCGAGGACGAAAUCUGCGGACCCAAGACACCGAUGCGACGCACUACCAGAAGCCAAGCUGCACCACGAACAGCCGCAUCCUCAAAGACUGCUCGCAGUCUACAGACUCCCGCCCGCAGAUUGCUGAGCCACAGGACGAACCAAGGCACUCCUCAGACGCAGCGCAUGCCACACAACGCGACACGCACUUCUUCCCCUCCUCGUCCUAUGACUGUAGCUAGAGGAGCAGAGAAACCAAUGGUCUUCCGUCCUCUGAAGCACCAGACUCCACGUCAGAUCCCUGUACCACCAGCUGCCAAUCAUGAAUCGGAUCUCGAGAUCACCGAGGAGGACCAAGACUCAGAAACAGAGUUGGAGGAAUCGAGUGCCGACGAACUCGACGAUCAACUCAAGCAGCUCCAAGACGAAGACAUUGUCAUCAUGCCCACACCAGCUCAUACCAUCCAGUUCGAGGCCGUCUCAAGCGAUUCGGAAGACGAACUCGCCGGUACUGGACGGGACCUCGAAGAGGAAGAAGAAGAGGAUGACGAGCUUGACGAGGAUACAAUUGUCGAAGUCAGUGACAAGAAAGAGCCUGAAUAUAUUCCUGCGCAAUCAGAUAUGAAAGAUGACCUCUCAGACGAGUCAGACAGCACGAUCGACGACAGUCGUUUGCCUGAGCCGCUGUUUUCGGCAGACUUCACCACAUCUGUGCCCUCAUCACCAGCUUCUGUCGCCGCGGAACCUCCUCAGAUUGAGGUUGACGACUCGGAACUUCUCUCGUCUCCUGCACCCUCAACUCCCGGCUCCGUCAUUCGACGCGAUCUUGAUUCGCCUACACAAGAGAUUGCUCCAGCAUCGAGACUUUCAAUCGACGAUAAUGACCUACUCUCUUUGAUGGACGACGACGCAUCUACUCCAAACAUGAAGCCUCGAGUAUCAUUCUCAACAGCUACAGCCAAGAUGCUCCAAACUCCUCGGAUGGAGUUUGCACUUGGAGGUACCGACGUUACUGAAGUGAACGACAGCCCAUCCGUGACAGUGAACGAGCACGCGGAAUUAGAGGAUGAUCAAACUGCGACGAUCAACCCUUCGCUUCUGGAAGUGGACGACUAUGGUGUCAAGCUGGCCUCCAACCUGGAAAAUGCUGCAGCCAUUCCUACUCCAUACUUUGCGACACCUGCUUCUCGUGAGCGCUUGAGCAUGGGAUUCUCAAAAGAGCGCAUGAGCCUGCUUCAGGAUGACAUCUUUAAUCUGGUUGAUUUCGAUCAUGUUUCUCCUGCCAAAGCAGGUGUCCAGACUCCUGCUGCUCAUGCUGUGGAACCAUCAACUCCAGGAUACAGCUCCCGUCGCCGGUCUCUGCAAUCAAAGAGUGUUUCGACACCAAACGAGCAGGCCCGAAGUGGACGUAGGUCUUCUCUAGCUCCUCCAACUUCUCCGAGCUACGCAAGGUCGACCUUCGCAUUUGACUCUCGUCGCAAAUCACUUCCCGCCGCCUCUUUACAUACUCCGGUAGCCAGUGAUCUUCGACCGCGUACUGCCGAGACUUCCAUCAAGCCAACUAUCAGUGACUCGUUCGCAAAGUUGUGGGCCAGCAAGCAGCGAAGGUCGCCAGUGAGAAAGUCACUUUUGGAACACACGAUCUCAGACCUAGCUCACAUACACUCUUUGCCUCCACCAGAGCAACCAAGCUCUCGCAAGCGUGGCUCUUUACCAUCUCAGAGUCGUACCCGCACUGCUCAGCUUCAGCUGAAUCCAGUCUCCCCUUACGUGCCUUUCUCGGGUGCAAAGCCUAGAAGACAUACACCAAGCUCCUCUUUCAAGGCACGGAACGCUAGCCGUAGCCCCUACAAGAACCGCAGCAGCAGUCGUAGCCCGAUUAAGAUGCGCAAUCCCCUGAAGCUUCGUGACGCCAGCCGUAGUCCGGUGAAGCGUCUUCGCGAGGCUCCGCGAACACCCAUGAAGACACCUCUCAAAGCUGCUGGCCUUGCAACUCCAGCCGUAUAUCCAAUGACGCCGCACCCCUUGCAACCAUUGAAGUCUGUCACGGCAUUGGUUGAAAUCUUUACGCUGGACGGCUCCUCUGCUUCGGGUCCCUUUAUAGCUCUCCUCCAGGGUCUGGGUGCCCGUACGACAAAGUCUUGGUCUGAUCGCGUUACUCAUGUCAUCUUCAAGGAUGGAUCUCCCACUACUCUCCAAAGAGUACGCUUGAGCAACAAAGACCCCAAUGGCAAAAAAGUCUUCUGUGUCAACUCUCGAUGGGUAACGGACUGCGAGCGCAACGGCACUCGCAUGGACGAACAAUCAGAUAUUUACACCGUUGACCUCGACGAAGUACCCCGCGGCGGCCGCAGAAGAAGAAAGUCGAUGGAGCCUGCUGCCCUGAGGAACGUAGACGGUAAUAUCGUCCACAGCAACACCAGCAGUGCCAACAGCAGCGCCAACAGGAAAAGCGUCAGUGGCAGACAAAGCAUCGUUGAAGGCCCUCAAAGCAUCAACCUCGCUCGCGCGAACAAGAGCCUGGCGAGAGUAUCUCUAGCAUCGAGUUUCUGGGGCGAUGAUUCGCCGGUCAAGAAGACACCUGGGCGCAAACAAGCAGCGAGAGAUUCUUGGGACGAUGAUGAGGAGAUGGCAGAUGCGUUUUUCGACGAGCCGACUGCGAAGUUUGAAGUUCCUGCUUCGCUCGGGUGUAGCAGUGCUGCGAUUGAGGCUGGGCAGAUGACUGCGCCUGUGGAUAGAGUAAGGAAGUUGAGGAUUAGAGAUGAGGAUAACAGGCGUCUGACUUUUAUGGGUGGUAGAGAUUGA